Messenger RNA from Medicago truncatula (barrel medic), 819 nucleotides. Its product is annotated as receptor-like protein kinase. The record is from RefSeq and is a predicted model, not a curated record. NCBI's taxonomy places the organism in Eukaryota, Viridiplantae, Streptophyta, Magnoliopsida, Fabales, Fabaceae. The transcript has a single exon. Bases 1 to 819 code for a protein of 272 amino acids.
AUGAUUAUUUCCUUCUUGCAUGGUGGUUUUACUCUUAACUCUUAUGGGUUGACUUUGUUGUCACUCUUGACUCACUGGACCUUUGUUCCUCCUCUCAUCAACUCUAGCUGGAAGGCUUCUGAUUCCGAUCCAUGUUCAUGGUUUGGUGUUCAAUGCGACCGUAAGCAGAAUUUGAUUUCACUUAACCUUAAUAGUCAUGAGAUUUUUGGUCAACUUGGACCAGAAAUUGGAAACCUUUAUCAUUUGGAGAAUCUUUUGUUGUUUGGUAAUAAUUUCUCAGGAAAGGUGCCUUCAGAGUUAAGCAACUGUAGUUUGCUAGAGAAGUUAGACCUUUCUGAGAAUAGAUUUAAUGGAAAGAUACCGCAUAGUUUGAAAAGGCUAAGAAAUUUAAAGUCUAUGAGAUUGUCUUCCAAUUUGUUGACUGGUGAAAUUCCAGAUUCUUUAUUUGAAAUUCCUUCCCUUGAAGAAGUGAGCCUGCACAAUAACCUUCUUAGUGGAAAUAUUCCAACCAAUAUUGGAAACUUGACUCAUCUAUUGAGACUGUAUUAUCUAUAUGGUAAUAUGUUUUCAGGGACUAUUCCUUCAUCUCUUGGUAACUGCAGUAAACUAGAGGACCUUGAAUUGUCUUUCAACCGUUUGAGAGGAAAAAUUCAGGCCAGUAUUUGGAGAAUUUCAAGCCUUGUGCAUAUCUUGGUUCACCACAACAGCCUCUCUGGGGAACUACCUUUCGAAAUGACGAACCUCAGGUAUCUAAAAAAUAUCUCAUCAAUCAGUUCUCAGGAGUCAUUCCUCAAAGCUUGGGAAUCAACAAUACCUUAG